Molecule: messenger RNA, 797 nt
Organism: Periconia digitata
Lineage: Eukaryota; Fungi; Ascomycota; Dothideomycetes; Pleosporales; Periconiaceae
Source: the annotation of a GenBank genome assembly
CCCACCAUCACAACACACUUCAUUCGAUCAACUACAACAAUACAGCAACUUUUCUCUCACACAAAACCACACAACACCUUCAAUUUCUCCUAUAAUUCAAUUUCUUCCAUAUCCAAGAUGCAAUUCUCCACCAUCGCAGCCUCCAUCGCUUUCGCCGCCACCGCAGUAAAUGCAUCUCCCUGCGUUGCCCCCCCACCUCAACCCACUCCCGCAACCCCAGCACCAAGACCAGCAUGCCCAGCAGUUUCCUUUUCCGAUACCCUCACUGGCUCAGUAAAAGCGCAAGUCUACGACAUCAUCCCCAGCGACCCCGAGCGCGCCUCCACCCCAACCAACAAACUCAACGUCUACAAUAUUUCCAACGACGUCAAGCAACAAGCCGUCGUCUUCCGCGGUCUCCCAGAAACCGCAUACGCCUGCAGACUAUCCUGGAAUCUCAAGUGGCCUCGCCAGCAAUUCGCCGCUACAAAGAACACGGCGAUCAAGCUGUACGGACUCACUGAGAUCCCCGAUACGUUUUCUGCUUCCUCGGUGACACCGCUCGUCAAUGUAACGGAGUCGGCUGCCGUGGGCGCUUUGAAGCUUGGUGCGGAGGAAAAGCAGGAGAGUAUUGGUGAGGCUGCUGGGUUCCCGCCUUGUGCUACGGAGCUUGCUUACUUGGCUUCUUUGAAUACUGAGGCUGGGGGUGAGGGUGCGCUUUCGAUGCUUCAGGAUCAGGACAAUGGGUUUUCUUUGUAUUACAAUUACUGCUAGGGGUAGUUGAAGAUUCAGUGGCAGACAGGAGGAUUUUAUGUUUU